Molecule: messenger RNA, 660 nt
Organism: Brettanomyces nanus
Lineage: Eukaryota; Fungi; Ascomycota; Pichiomycetes; Pichiales; Pichiaceae
Gene: PRE3
Product: Proteasome subunit beta type-1
Exons: 1
Coding region: 1-660 (219 amino acids)
Cellular component (GO): proteasome core complex
Molecular function (GO): threonine-type endopeptidase activity
Source: RefSeq, a predicted model, not a curated record
AUGGAUUCAAUUAAUGUGGACGUGGGCCACCUCAAAAAAGGAGAAAUCAGUAUGGGUACGUCUAUUAUGGCAGUGACAUUCAAGGAUGGAGUCAUUUUAGGCGCAGAUAGUAGAACUACAUCGGGUUCGUAUGUGGCCAAUAGAGUGACGGAUAAAUUGACUGAAUUGCAAGACAAUAUAUGGUGUUGUCGAUCUGGAUCGGCGGCAGAUACUCAGGCAGUGGCUGAUAUAGUGAGAUAUCAGCUUGAUUUGUUCAAGACGAUGAAUGGACGGUCUCCGUCGACGCGUCUAUCUGCGUCGAUUUUUCAGGAGAUAUGCUAUAACAACAAGGACUCGUUAACUGCUGGAAUUAUAUGUGCUGGCUAUGAUAAGGGUAAGGGAGGACAGGUGUUUACUGUACCUUUGGGUGGUUCUAUGCAUCAGCAUGAGUAUGCCAUUUCCGGAUCUGGUUCGGUUUUUAUCUAUGGUUACUGUAAGGAGAAUUACAAGCCAGAUAUGACUAAGCAAGAGACUAUAGAUUUCAUGAAGACCUCUCUUUCUCAGGCCAUAAGAUGGGAUGGCUCUUCUGGAGGUGUUAUUAGAAUGGUGUUAUUGACGGCGGAUGGUGUGGAGAGGUUAAUUUUUUACCCUGAAGAAUAUAACGAGGAGUUAAAGGAUUGA